AUGGGAAUCUCAACUGUUCCACCAAUCGCAAUCAUCGGCGGUGGCCCAUGCGGCCUCAUGCUAGCACGUCUGCUUCAAACCGCAAGCAUUAAUUACGUCGUUUUUGAGCGCGACGAAUCUCCAACGUCAACCCUCAGAAGCCAAGGAGGUACGCUAGACAUCCACAGAGAUUCAGGUCAAGAAGCGCUUCGUCGCGCGGGUCUUCACGACCAAUUCAAGUCAUUAGCUCGAUACGAUGCAACGACAAUGACCUUGAUGGACUUUCAAGGGAAGUUCAGUGCUUCGUUUGGAGAUGAUGACGGCGGAGACAGACCAGAGAUUGAUCGUCAGCAGCUACGACAGUUGUUACUCAACUCUUUACCAACUGAGCGUAUUCGCUGGGGCAAGGUUUUGGAUACCGUUGAUCAGAAAGAAAACAGAGAAACGCGUGAUUUGACUCUCAAGUUUCGCGAUGGAUCGAGCGAGAGUGGCUUUCGACUCAUUGUCGGAGCAGACGGUGCUUGGAGCAAAGUGCGAUCUGUUGUCACUGACGCUAAACCUAUCUAUUCUGGCAAAUCAUUCAUUGAAGGCAGAAUAUCCCCUGGCAACUCACAAUACAAAUUCGCGCAAGAGAUAGCAGGCAAAGGAACAGCAAUGGCAAUGAGUGCUAAAUCCACCCUCGCAGUCCAACAGUUAUCCGAUGCCUCAUACCGGAUAUACAUGGGCGUGGUGGCACCUGAAUCCUUGACGCGUCCCGGUGGUGAUGCUGAUCCAAAUGAUAUGGACAAAGCGCGAAAAACAAUGCUCGGACCUGGAGGCUUCUACGAUAAUUGGACACAAGAUUUGAAACGUUUAAUCGAAGCUUCUGAGGGACCCUGGCGACCCUGGCCACUUUAUCGCCUCGACAAGACCCUCUUCUCUUCUAAUAAUGAAGACGCAUACGGUAGUGGACUCAGAUGGAAACGCGUUCCGGGAGUUGUUCUCCUCGGAGACGCCGCGCAUCUCGCGACUCCAAAUGGCGAAGGCGUGAACCAAGCCAUGUAUGACGCGCUCGUACUAUUUGACCAAAUCAUUGCUGAGACUGCGGCUGCUGGAGGUGCCUAUGAUCAGAAGGCUGAUGCAGAAGCUUUGGAGCGCGCUAUUACUGCUUAUGAAAAGGAGAUGCGACCGAGAGCAUUGGAGCAUAUCCAGAGUAGCAUUGACAUGGAAGAUAUGAUGUACGCUGAUGAUGGGGCUCAGCGCAUGAUAGAGGCUUUCAAGUGCGCUCAUGGCGAGAAUUAG
Messenger RNA from Fusarium tjaetaba, 1260 nucleotides. RefSeq names its product tetracycline resistance. The transcript has 2 exons. NCBI's taxonomy places the organism in Eukaryota, Fungi, Ascomycota, Sordariomycetes, Hypocreales, Nectriaceae. Gene Ontology annotation, molecular function: FAD binding. The coding region runs from base 1 to 1260 and encodes 419 amino acids. The record is from RefSeq and is a predicted model, not a curated record.